Neodiprion fabricii is the source of this 1050-nucleotide messenger RNA. RefSeq lists its product as uncharacterized. The record is from RefSeq and is a predicted model, not a curated record. Gene Ontology annotation, molecular function: sequence-specific DNA binding. The transcript has 3 exons. The coding region runs from base 210 to 659 and encodes 149 amino acids. Lineage: Eukaryota; Metazoa; Arthropoda; Insecta; Hymenoptera; Diprionidae.
GUAUAGGAUAGAGUGGAAGCUGGGGAUAUACGGUACACAGCGCUGUCACGGGUGGGAACCAGAACUAUUCACCCUUCUUUACCUCUCUUGCCCCUCGUCCACACCGCGACGGUUAUCGUUGGCGUCGCCAUUGCGCCAUUUUAUAAAGUUGCGAACGACGCGUCUCGCAGAAAGAAGCUUGAAAAGUUUGAUCAACAAAAUUUAUAAACAUGGUUCGCUGUCAUGUGAAAGGAUGCGGCAGAAGUGCACGGAAAGAUAAAGAACACCAUUUCUUUCGACAGCCUAAAAAUACGGAAUUGCGCAAAAAAUGGCGAGAGUUUGCUAAAGUACCAGGCAGUCCUACUCACUUACGUAUAUGCUCAGACCAUUUUGAGCCAAAGUGCAUCCGUAAAAAAUGUCCUAGGCCCUUGCUGUUCCCAAAAUCAAUACCGACAAUAUUACCAGGUCAAUCUUUGCAAGGCAAUGCACAUGGUGUAAAUCAUCAGCAAACAGUGACAUUUGAAAGAUCUUCUUUACAAGAUGAAUGCUCGCACAAGGAUAAUAGCAUCGUUAUGGAUGUAACCAAAGCAACGGGAGAAGAUCCGACUGUCAUUGAUAUCCAGACGAAUAACAAAAUACGUAUUGUUAUCAGAGGUAAGGAAUGCCAUUGUCAAAGAUGAAAAAAGUAUUAAAUUGUUGAAUAUCUCAUAAAAAAUGUUAUGAAUUGUAUAUAACAGUAUUUAUAUCAGACGUCAUGUCAACAGUAUCUUUGAUAUAUUUUAUACCUUUAAUGUUAGGCUAUAUGGGUUUUGAAUUGUAAAUUCUAAUGUUAGGCUAUAUUGGUUUUGAAUUGUAAAUUGUAAUAUUAGGCAAUUGAGUUUUCAUUGAGUUUUUCACAUACGAUUUAUGUUUUUGAUUCGUUCUUGAGAUGACAAGAUUCAUGCCGCUACCCAAAAUCAAUCCUCACUGUCUGAUGCUGCUUCAACACCAAAUAAUUUCGUGCGUAUACCAACAUCAAUACAACUAGUGGAUAACUUCUCAUCACCGAUCACAAAAAUGGACACAGAUAUA